CCCCGUGGGUCCCGGCGUGGGAGCGGCGGAGCGCGGCCGUCGGGGCGCCUGGACGCGCCCAGGGCUGGGGACCGGAACCCGGGCCCGGGCGCUGGGCGGGGGCGCCGCCAUGAGGAAGCAGAGCGUGCGCACGGCCGCGCUCGCCCUGUGCAUCCUGUCCUACCUGCUGGUGGGCGCCGCGGUCUUCGACGCGCUCGAGUCCGAGGCGGAGAGAGGCCGCCAGCGACUGCUGGCCCAGAAGCGGAGCGAGCUCCGGAGGAAGUACGGCUUCUCGGCCGAGGACUUCCGCGAGCUGGAGCGCCUGGCGCUGCAGGCCGAGCCGCACCGCGCCGGCCGCCAGUGGAAGUUCGCGGGCUCCUUCUACUUCGCCAUCACCGUCAUCACCACCAUCGGCUACGGCCACGCCGCGCCGGGCACGGACUCGGGCAAGGUCUUCUGCAUGUUCUAUGCGCUCCUGGGCAUCCCUCUGACGCUGGUCACUUUCCAGAGCCUGGGCGAGCGGCUGAACGCGCUGGUGCGGCGCCUCCUGCUGGCGGCCAAGCGCUGCCUGGGCCUGCGGCGGCCGCGUGUGUCCACCGAGAACAUGGUGGUGGCCGGGCUGCUGGUGUGCGCGGCCACCCUGGCCCUUGGAGCCGCCGCCUUCGCGCACUUCGAGGGCUGGACCUUCUUCCACGCGUACUACUACUGCUUUAUCACCCUCACCACCAUCGGCUUCGGCGACUUCGUGGCGCUGCAGAGCGACGAGGCGCUGCAGAGGAAGCCGCCCUACGUGGCCUUCAGCUUCCUCUACAUCCUCCUGGGACUCACGGUCAUCGGCGCCUUCCUCAACCUGGUGGUCCUGCGCUUCCUGGCGGCCAGCACCGGCGCGCCCGAGCGCUCUGCCCGCCGUGCCAGCCAGCUCCGCCCGGGGGCGCCCGAGAGCCGCAGCCGCGCCCCUUCCGGAGGCUCCACCUCCGUCUCCUUCCGCGUCCACCAGCUCGAGUCCUGGGCCCGAGACAAUCUGGGCUUCUCGCCCCCCUCGAGCCCUGGGGCUGUGGGCGGCGGCAGGGCAGGCCGGCCCCGAGCCCGGCGCAAAUCCAUCUGACCCCGCCGGGGUCGCCCCUGGAAACGGAGGGUCUGGGGCCACCUCGUGGCGCACCCUCCGCGGAGCUCGGAGAGGGGUGAACGGCCGUGACCUCAAGCGGCCUUCUACCACGGGUAGUUUCUCCUUCCCUGGCGCGGCUAGCUCCUCCCUCCUUUCCAAAAAUAUACUAAAGCCGCAUCAUAAGCACAAGCACGACCCUCAGGUCACACUGUAGGUGCGAAUCCCUUCGUGGUCCAAACUCUGAGCACAGUGUGGCCACAUCAGCCCCCCAGCAGAGGCUCUCCCCAGGCCCAUGUCACCAGCUGGCCUUCCGGAGCAGAAACAGGAGGCUACUUUUCUGUUGUGUGAAGAGGCCGGUUUUCCAUGUGGUAGUGGACAUGUACAAUUUUCAAUACUGGAAUCCUACCAGUGUGGCAGCUGCUCACACUGUGAGGAGCAUGGGGUCAGACAGUCUGAAGAGGGGCAUCCACCAUCCAAUGUGGACCAGUGGGCAAAUCUAUGCACUACUUAAAUGACCAUUCUCUUGCCCAGCGUGUAGAGUGGAACUGGCUCAUGCCUGAAUGAAGCACAUCCUCCCUUGACCCCCCACCCCAAUCUGAUGCUGUUUGUCCUCGGCCAACCCCACUUCGGGAUGAGGGGACCUUGGCUGACACCCAUGUCCU
This is a messenger RNA of Manis pentadactyla (Chinese pangolin), 1746 nucleotides long. RefSeq names its product potassium two pore domain channel subfamily K member 15 (gene KCNK15). The record is from RefSeq and is a predicted model, not a curated record. Gene Ontology annotation, molecular function: potassium ion leak channel activity. Lineage: Eukaryota; Metazoa; Chordata; Mammalia; Pholidota; Manidae. Gene Ontology annotation, biological process: stabilization of membrane potential; potassium ion transmembrane transport. The transcript has 2 exons. Bases 110 to 1084 code for a protein of 324 amino acids. Gene Ontology annotation, cellular component: membrane.